AUGGGGCAGCAGCAAUCAAAAGACGAAUUGUUGUAUCAGCAAGUGAAUUAUGGAAACAUUGAUGGCAUUAAAUUGCUUCGAAAUGAAGGCGCUGGGCUUGAGUGGAUUGAUAGUGAAGGGAAGACUCCACUUAUUAUCGCUUGCAUGAAUCCAGCACUUCACAAUGUUGCCAAAACUUUGAUUGAACUUGGUGCCAAUGUCAAUGCUUACCGUCCAGGUCGCCAUGCAGGGACUCCUUUACAUCAUGCUGCAAAAAGAGGCCUUGAUCAGACUGUGAAGUUGCUUCUUUCACAUGGAGCAAAUGUGUUAGUGAUGAAUGAUGAUUGCCAAACUCCACUUGACAUUGCCAGAGGCAAAGGGUACAGCAACGUUGUUCGCACUAUAGAGGUACAUGUGUGCUUAUUCUCUGGCUGGUUGCGAGAGCUUUAUGGGCCUGGCUUCCUUGAACUUCUUGCUCCUCAACUGCUUUCAAGAAAAGUUUGGGUUGUUGUUUUACCUUGUGGUUCUCGAAAUCUUAGAAAGCCUCUUAAGUUGGAGCUUGCUAUAUAUGCCAGUACACAGGAUGCCCAACCACGAUUAAUUAUUCCACUGUGGAAGGCCAAUCUAGAGGAACCCAACUUCAAUCUGCCUGAUCCAGCAGCUAUCGUGUCUGAUAUUGCAAGCAAGACACGAGUUAAACUUGCAACUGCCAACGAAAGUGACAAACAGCAAUUGCAACGUUUCUGCAAUGCAUGCAAAGGAAUUCCUCAGGUGACACACCCAACCUUUCCUGUCAAUACACAAGUGCCUGCGGUUCAAGCAACUGCACCACCAGCUUGUGAAGAUGAAGAAGUAGCAUUGGCAAUCAAUGCCUCCCUUCAGGCUGCUGCACACGAAAGACCACCAUCUAUUGAUUCUCAUCCAGUUGCAUCCUCUAGUUCGGCCAAUGUAGAUAGCUCGAAUCCCGGGAAUAGUUACAUUUUGGGGGCAUCUAUCACCCACAAGGGAAGUGAUGGGACUCUUCAGGAAGCGGGUCCAAGUGGCAGCCAAGCUCAGCAUAUACAGACACAAAAUAUCAUUCCAUCUGUUGUCCAAUCAACUCUCAAAAACCCGUCCGCCGUCUCCGUCCCAUCAGCUCCACCCGUUGCAGAUGUAGUUACUGACGAUGGCCCGAUCCACUAUCCAUCAAUUGAUUCAAGCCCUGUUGAUUUGUCUUCUGCCGCUGUAGAUGCCUUGCCUGCUAGUCUUGAUGGGAAGAUAGAAGAUAAUGCUGCUUCGUCUUGUACAAUAUGCCUUGAUGCUCCAGUUGAGGGAGCGUGUGAUACGAAUAUAUGCUGUUUAAUUGUUGGAGGAGAUGAAGCUGUUACUGUUUGUAAAUUAUACCGAGUGCCAAGAGCAGAUGGCCAACUGCAGUAUAGUAUCCGUAUCUGUGGCAAAAUAUGA
Fraxinus pennsylvanica is the source of this 1422-nucleotide messenger RNA. The record is from the annotation of a GenBank genome assembly. NCBI's taxonomy places the organism in Eukaryota, Viridiplantae, Streptophyta, Magnoliopsida, Lamiales, Oleaceae.